AUGAAGCCAUUUAUAACUGGGCACGAGGAGUUGAUUCAUGACAUUAAAUACGAUUUUUAUGGUAAACAUAUAGCAACAUGCUCAUCAGAUCAACAUAUUAAAGUGUUCGACUUGGACUCAUCCACUUCGACAUGGGUUCUAAACGACCUGUGGAAAGCACAUGAUUCUCUGAUAGUGAAGCUUUCGUGGGCACACCCAGGAUUUUCUAGUAGUAAGAUACUUGCAUCGUGUUCGUAUGAUCGAACUGUGAAGAUUUGGCAAGAGCAACCAGAGGAGUUGCAUGGGUCUGGUAGAAGAUGGAUAAAAUUAGCUACAUUGGCAAUCGAGUCAUACGGACCCAUUUACGAUGUGGUAUUUGCACCUAACCACUUAGGGUUGAAAUUGGGGUGUGUGGGACUGGACGGUAUAUUUCGAAUUUAUGAAUCGUUAGACCCAUCUGACUUGACUAAUUGGGUACUUACAACUGAAAUACCAAUACUAAGCGAUCUGUUACCAGCGAAGAGUUUACAGAGUAGUUUUGGUAUCGAAUGGUGUCCAGCUAAGUUCACCAAGACGGAGAAGUUUAUAAUUGUGGCCUUGGACCAAGGCUUUAUAUAUGGCACGGCGCCGAGUAAUCAGCUGUAUGACGAGGACGUAUUAGGUGACUUUGGAUCCGAUGCAGACCAGAGCUCUAUAGGUAGCCACUCGAACAGCAAGGUGAUAAAACUAUGCGAUUUGCCCGAACAUAAUGGGUUGAUAAGGUCGGUAAGCUGGGCACCAUCAAUGGGUCGCAAUUAUCACUUAAUUGCUACAGGCUGUAAAGAUGGGUAUGUAAGGAUAUUCAAGGCUGUAGAGUCUGCAACUGGUGAAUUGAAAAUAGAGACGCUAGCAAAAUUGAAUGAUCAUAAGCUGGAGGUGUGGCGAGUUAACUGGAAUUUGACUGGGACAAUUUUAAGUUCGGCUGGCGACGACGGGAAGAUUAGAUUAUGGAAAUGCAAUUAUUUGAAUGAGUGGAAAUGUAUGAGUGUUAUUAGUAGUAGCAAUAGACUGAGUAAUAGGGAAGUACAAGAAGAGCCAUUAGGCAAAAAUGCCACUACAAAUGCAAGAAUAAACUAA
This is a messenger RNA of Debaryomyces hansenii CBS767, 1095 nucleotides long. RefSeq names its product Seh1p (gene SEH1). Gene Ontology annotation, molecular function: protein binding; structural molecule activity. Gene Ontology annotation, cellular component: nuclear pore outer ring; Seh1-associated complex. Gene Ontology annotation, biological process: cellular response to amino acid starvation; positive regulation of TORC1 signaling. The transcript has a single exon. Lineage: Eukaryota; Fungi; Ascomycota; Pichiomycetes; Serinales; Debaryomycetaceae. The record is from RefSeq and is a predicted model, not a curated record. The coding region runs from base 1 to 1095 and encodes 364 amino acids.